AUGUCCGCGUGGAUCACGCAGGCCGACGUGGACUCGGCUUUAGGCAGUGCGGCGGCGGCGGCCGCAGGCGGCCCGGACCGCCUCGAGGCAAGCAACCAGCUCAAGCAAUGGGCCGACAAGGGCGUUGUAUGCACGGACGAGACCAUCCGCUUGUACUUGGCGCUCCGGUCCCUCCUGAAGGUACCCGGUCCCGACGGCAAGAAGGGGAAGGUCACGCCUGCCUUGAUGACGUCGUGGAAAUCUGAGAAGUUCGUGAAGUCGGAAACGAAGAUGGAGAUAUACGUGGUGUCCAAGGAGAGCAAGCCCGACCUUCCCAACCAAAAAGUCAAGAUCGAGGGCAAAACCGUGAAGAUCGCGACUUACAUCAUCGAGCAUGACAAGAUCAAGGACUUGCCAGGGAAUUUCUCGGACGAGAAGUUUUGGUUGGUGGACGGCGUCGUCCCGAGGACAGCACGCGGGGCCGGCGUCGCCACGCAUUGUUCUUCGAUGGGCUCGAACGCGACCAACGACGGCGGCGCUUCCUGGGCUCUCCCGGCGCCGAGCCCGUCGCGCGGCAGUGCAGAGGAGGCGCCGCGCGCGACAGAGAAGGCGCGGAGCCCGGCAGGCCACGAUGCCCAGAGCGCGUUUGGGCAGUCUCUCCUCGAGGCCACCAGCGCCGGUCAGAGUUUGCGAACUAUUUUAGUCCAGUUGGUGAACAAGUGGAAUGAGAGCUUCCGGGCUGGUCGGUACUCCUCCGCAGACCAUACGAACGACCGGUUUGCCCAAUUCUGGCUGAGAAAGUUCGUGAGGAUGAUCAAAAACAUGGACGAGGAGAGCAGGAAGCAGGCAGCGAUUCGCGACUUUGUGAAACACGUGAUCAAGGAGGUGCUCGAGAAGGGCACGCGCGACCACUUGGGCUCCGCGGUGCUCCAGUUGGAGGCGAUCAGGGACAAUGUGGACAAAUUGGGCUUCUUCCCCACGCUCGGGAAGGCCAUCCUCGCCAUGGCCAAAGAGGACACGUUGUUGAACCCCCCUGACUUCGACGAGAUCGUCGCCCCGGAGUGA
This is a messenger RNA of Prorocentrum cordatum, 1044 nucleotides long. NCBI's taxonomy places the organism in Eukaryota, Dinophyceae, Prorocentrales, Prorocentraceae. The record is from the annotation of a GenBank genome assembly.